Molecule: messenger RNA, 944 nt
Organism: Oncorhynchus tshawytscha (Chinook salmon)
Lineage: Eukaryota; Metazoa; Chordata; Actinopteri; Salmoniformes; Salmonidae
Product: protein Bouncer-like
Exons: 2
Coding region: 267-659 (130 amino acids)
Source: RefSeq, a predicted model, not a curated record
CAUAUGAGUAUAUCAGUCAACAUUAUUUGGGUGUGUGUUAACAGGAGAUUUUCACUGAACAGUUACUUUAAAACCCUUUUUUUGGUUCAGUCUGUCCUGAUCCGAAUAACAGGUGUCGGCAGUGGGUGUGGUUACUUGGUUUGAGGUUCGAUGGUUCCGGUUCGACCAGCAGUAAGUGUUGGGACAGCAUACAGAGCAGCUGUCAUCCUUUGAACGCCACCUGUUGUAUCCAGUUUAAGAUUCUUCUCAACCCCAGAGUCGUAAGAAUGGGCAGGCCCCAGAUGUUCCCGUCUCUAUCUGCCAUCCUGUGUCUGUCCCUGCUCCUCCCAGCACUCCACUGUAACAACAACCUGCUGUGUUACUACAGCCCCAUCAUGUACCGGAACAAGACCUUUGACCUCAUCCUGACAGAGUGCCCUCCCGCGGAACUCUGCAUGACGGGCAGCGGUCGCUAUGGAAACCACAGCGCCCUGUCCACCCGGGGGUGCAUGGCGUCGACGGGCUGCGGUCAGAUACACCCUCUCCCACUGAAAGGAACUGUUUACACCAUGACGUAUGCGUGCUGUGGCUAUAACUACUGUAACGCAGGACACCGUGUUGCGGUUAAUUCGGUCCCCCUCGUGGUGGCGAUGACUAUGCUGUUAUUAACGGGCCUGUAACUUUACAAGCCUACUUUAAAAUCAUGUAAUUUUUUUUAGAUAGGUGCUGGUUCUUAUAGAGGACGUGAGGAGUACGAGGGAUUUGUUGGUUUUAUAGUUUACUGCUGCAUACUCAGUCUAACCAAACGGAGGCAUGCAUCAACCUGGAGAACCAAUUAGAUUUUUUAAUUUAUUUUUUUUCUUAACCAAAUACAAUGGAAGAUUAUGCAUUAGGCUCCUUUUUUUUAUACAGAGAAAUUAAUAUUUUUAUGAUUGUGAAAUAAAUGUUUUAUACACUAACUGGAA